GUUUAGCGACUCUCUCAGUCUAUUGGUCACUUUGCAUGUCAUUAUCAUGUCGGUUUUUGGGUGAACUAUGUUAACGCGGUUACAACAUAACUCUGUUGAAUUAUAUGUUUGGCGGCAACAUUGGAAAAGGAAACAAUUUAUACAUCGUCGCAACAUCCCAACAUCAGAAACUUCAGAAUGAGCGUGGGUUCAUCGGAGCGGGUCAGUUGGCCCAUGCUUUGGUGAAGGGAUUCAGCGCUGCAGGUGUCAUUGCCACCCAGAGGAUUACUGCCAGCUCCCCAGACACAGAUCUUCCCACAGUGUCAGGACUGCGGAAAAUGGGUGUCAAUCUCACAACCAGCAACAAGGAGGUGGUGAACAGGAGUGACGUUCUGUUUCUGGCUGUCAAACCACACAUCAUCCCCUUCGUGUUGGAUGAGAUCGGACCGGACAUUGAGGACCGCCACCUCAUUGUGUCCUGUGCAGCUGGUGUCACCAUCAGCUCCAUUGAGAAGAAGCUGCUCCAGUACCGCCCGUUCCCCAAGGUGAUGCGAUGCAUGACCAACACCCCAGUGGUGGUUCGGGAGGGAGCCACGGUCUACGCCACGGGUACCCAUGCCGAGCUAGAGGACGGGAGGCUGCUGGAGCAGCUGAUGGCCAGUGUGGGCUACUGCACGGAGGUGGAGGAGGACCUGAUCGAUGCCGUCACCGGACUCAGUGGCAGUGGACCCGCCUAUGUGAGUGGGAGCAGCCAAAUGCUGUUGGACUCGGAGCAGCACCCUGGCCAGCUGAAGGACAACGUUUGCUCCCCAGGGGGCGCCACCAUUCACGCCCUGCACGUCAUGGAGAGUGGGGGCUUCCGCGCCCUGCUCAUCAAUGCUGUAGAGGCCUCCUGCAUCAGGACCAGGGAGCUCCAGUUCUUGGCUGACCAGGAGAAGAUCUCUCCUGCGGCCAUCAAGAAGACUACGCUGGACAAGGUUCUGCAGCAGCCAGGGGGAACAGGGGUGGGCGUCCGGACGGGAUCUAUCAGCCUGUUCAACAGCAGCAACCCCAGGCAUAAGAAGUAAUUGAACUGAGUGGCUCUGAUCACAGAACAGCUGUAUCAUUAGUGCAUUGCAGACUAUAUCAAAACAUUUUGCAACAAAAACAUGUUUCUUAGCGGACAAGUUCAGGUAGUUCCUCCCUGUUUCGGUCUGUUUGCUUCCUAGUGAUUACGCCCCAGGUAUAGACCCUCAAAAGAAUGAAACAUACCUGAACGUAUUAUUUCAACCCUAAAAAAUGUGUUAUGGUUAUAGUAUGCCAGCUGAGAGGAGGAGGGUCAUAAAUGGCAGCUUCGUAAACAUGAGGAUAAACUUAGAGCAGCAAUAGAGGAUGUAGGUGAAGGGACACUUCUCCUGGUCUCCUUCCAUUUCACUGACUAGAAACAUCUGGACAGGUAAAAGCAAGUUCCUAAUAGGCAUUAUGGCUUUCACCUGUCCAGUGUUGUCAUAUCAGUGCAGAUGAAGGAGAAAAGAGGUAGAUGACCGGGGAAGAAGACGACACUAGACAGUUAAGAUGGACCAACAUGGUGAUGGGCAACAGGUCACAAUUCCUUGACCUUUUAGCCAUUUAACAGACACUCUUAUCCAGAGCGACUUACAAAGCAAUUAUGGUCAAGUGCCUUGCUCAAGGGCACGUGAACAGAUCUUUCACCUAGUCGGCUUGGAACUCGAACCAGGUAUCUAUCGGUUACUGUCCGAACGUACUUAACCUCUAGGUUACCUGCGCCCCACUCCCUUUCAUAGAAACACAGAGACAGAUGUGGAGUUGGAUGUCUUAUGUGCUUAGCUAUCUAUAGCUUCUGUUUAAUAGAAUGUGUGCCUAUAUGUUCCGUAUGACAGAUUGUUAGGUCACACAUUAUGUACAGUCUUACUGGAACUAUUUUGGUCUGUCUUGCUAAACAGCAAAGGUCCCCGUUUUCUGUUGUUGUUUAUCUCUUCAUUUUCUGGCUAUUUUCUUUGCUUGAUUGAGAGAUUAUAUUACAGCUUUAGUAUAUUAAUAAUUUUAGCCUGACUGAGGGAAAACGUUGUUUUUUAUUUUGUAGAAGGAGCAAAACUGUUUAGACACUUGGAAACCACAACAAAAUGGGACUUCUAUUUUAACCUUUCUUUAUCCAGGUUUGUCUUGUUGAUGUAUAUCUUCUAUAAAAUAGACUUGUUCAAGAUAGUAGCAGUCAUUAAUGUUACAAAA
Messenger RNA from Salvelinus sp. IW2-2015, 2208 nucleotides. Its product is annotated as pyrroline-5-carboxylate reductase 1, mitochondrial-like. Gene Ontology annotation, molecular function: pyrroline-5-carboxylate reductase activity. NCBI's taxonomy places the organism in Eukaryota, Metazoa, Chordata, Actinopteri, Salmoniformes, Salmonidae. The record is from RefSeq and is a predicted model, not a curated record. Gene Ontology annotation, biological process: L-proline biosynthetic process.